UACCACCACCCAAAUUUCCACUCAAAAAAGAAUCCACAGUUUUUACCGUCGUUUCGUAGUAAUUUCCCUUGCCGUUUUAUUCCUUUCUCCCCCUUUUGAAACCCUGAUCGUGCAAGACCAAAAUAUCCAAAAUAAUAAUAAUAAUAAAAGAAAUCGUUUUUAGAUCAAGAAGGGCCGUUGGAUUGGGGCGGCGGCGAAUCGGAGUGCGUGAAUGAUCGGACGUUCUAUUUGGGCUUGACGGGGGAAAUUGGUUUCCGAUUGGAGGAGAGAGGUUUUUGAUGUUUUUGAUGGGCGAUCUCCGAGAUUGGUCGCCUGAACCAAACGGCGUCGCUUCGGAGGAGAGGUCGUCAUCGUCAUCGUCUUCAUCGUCGAAUCAAGCGGGGAUUGCUGCGGAGUAUUGGAAAAAGGCUGAGGAAGCGACGCAGGGGAUCAUUGCCCAGGUUCAACCAACCGUUGUUUCAGAAGAGAGAAGAAAAGCGGUUAUUGAUUACGUUCAGAGACUAAUUAGGAAUUACCUUGGUUGCGAGGUAUUUCCAUUUGGGUCAGUCCCCUUGAAGACCUAUCUUCCUGAUGGAGAUAUUGAUUUGACAGCCUUUGGUGGCCUAAACUUUGAGGAGGCUCUGUCCAAUGAUGUAUGUUCUGUCCUUGAAAGAGAAGAUCACAACAGAGCUGCUGAGUUUGUGGUGAAGGAUGUCCAAUUAAUUCGGGCAGAGGUUAAGCUUGUAAAGUGUCUAGUACAGAACAUUGUGGUAGAUAUCUCUUUCAAUCAAUUAGGGGGGCUAUGUACCCUGUGCUUUCUUGAGCAGGUUGAUCGUCUUAUUGGAAAAGAUCAUCUAUUUAAACGCAGCAUUAUACUGAUUAAGGCUUGGUGCUACUAUGAGAGCCGUAUUCUUGGGGCUCAUCAUGGCUUGAUAUCUACAUAUGCGUUGGAGACUCUGGUGCUGUACAUUUUCCAUCUAUUUCACUCAUCACUAGAUGGUCCUUUAGCGGUUUUAUAUAAAUUUUUGGAUUACUUUAGCAAAUUUGAUUGGGACAAUUACUGCAUUAGUUUGAAUGGUCCAAUCCAUAUCUCCUCCCUGCCAGAAGUUGUGGUUGAGACGCCUGAAAAUGGUGGGGGAGAUUUACUGCUUAGCAAUGAUUUUCUCAAGGAAUGUGUGGAAAUGUUCUCAGUUCCGUCAAGGGGAUUUGAGACUAAUUCACGCACAUUCCCUCAAAAGCAUCUAAACAUAGUAGAUCCUUUAAGAGAAAACAAUAAUCUUGGUCGAAGUGUUAGCAAAGGGAACUUUUAUCGUAUAAGAAGCGCUUUCACUUAUGGGGCUCGGAAGCUGGGAAAGAUCCUUUCCCAGGCGGAAGAAAGCAUGGCUGAUGAACUUCGUAAGUUUUUCUCAAACACUCUGGAUAGGCAUGGAAGUGGACAGAGGCCUGAUGUUCAAGAUUCUGUCCCAUCCUUGUCUAGAUUCAGUGGAUUUGGGGCAACAUCAUCAGUUUCAGGUGCAGAGUCAUGUCAAGAAGAUCAAACCUUUUAUGAAACAGAAUCUUCAGAUUCAAUUACCAUGACUGGGAAUUAUAGAUCAGAUAAUGAGGGAUCAUUGCACAAGGUCGAUAAUGGUAACGUCCGUGGGAGGGAAACAAAUUUUAGUAGAAUCCUUAAUGAACCACAAGCUUCUGCAAACGGUAUGGGUGUUUCAGAAAUCCGUCUCUCUGGGGAUGCUAAAGACCUGGCAACCUCCAGAAUUCAAGGUCUGGUAAUUUCAAAUGAUGCACAUAAAUCUUUCGAUCCAAAUUCAGAGGAGAAUGUUUCUCCAUCAGAUAAUGUACGGCAUGCACCUCAUCUCUAUUUCUAUAGCUCAUCUUUGGAUAAUGGAGAUAUAAGGAAUGGAAAUGCAGAAUGCAAACAGCCAGAAAAUUCUGGCUUUGCUGAAAAGAAAGUGACUUCUGGCAUUCUUCCAGCAACUGGUGAUGAGAUGGGUACUAAUGUACAUGGUGAUCACUGUGAGAAUCAGUUGGUUGUUUGUCAAGGGGUUCAGUCCCCUGUUGGAUCAAAGCAUCCUCCAUUGGUUGUGAAUUCAGCUUGGUCAUCAGAGGAUCUUUAUCCUGGAUAUUCUGGUUAUCCAACUUCCAGUAGUGCUGCUGGAAGUCAGGAAGCUUUGAGCUCCUUGUCAGAUCUCUGUGGGGAUCAUGAUAGUCACUUACGUAGUUUGUCUUAUGGCCGGUGGUGCUAUGAUUAUGCCUUAAAUGCAUCUGUUUCUCCAAUUUCACCUUUGGCUUCUCAGCUCCAGAGCAAGAAUUCAUGGGAUGUAGUACGACAGUCAGUGCAGUUCAGGCGAAAUGCAAUUUCCCCAAUGAAUGCUAAUAGUGUUGUCCCACGGCAAGUGUACUACCCCAUGAACCCAUCAAUGCUACCUGGUGCAGGCUUUGGAAUGGAAGAAAUGCCAAAGCCUCGAGGAACGGGAACAUACUUUCCCAAUCACAACACGAACCAUUACAGAGAUAGGUCUUUGACAGCAAGAGGGAGGAGCCAAGUACCAGCAAGGUCUCCUCGCAACAACAGCCGUGCUAUCACAUCCCCAGAGACAAAUUCACCAGAGAGAAGCAGCCGUGAGCUGACACAGGUGCAGUCACCACAUCAAGGUGGUGGAAAAUCUGGGUCUUUAGAUCUGCGCCACUCUGGUUCUGAAAAAGUGUUAUACCCUAAUGCCAAUGGCUCAGUGCAUCAUCCAGACAGGGUUGUAGAAUUUGGGUCAAUUGGGCCUCUACCUUUGGGGCCAGCCUCUCCAGAAAGUAGUAUGCAACAUAAUCCAGGUUCCCCUUAUGCUCUGAACUUGAGUGCAAGUCAACCACCAUCCGGAAUGCAACGGUCAAAAUCAACUGUGGGCGUGGAUCAGGGCAGGAUAGCUGUACGAUCAUACCAUUUAAAAAAUGAAGAAGAUUUUCCGCCUUUAUCUAUCUGACAGCAGUGGAAAGGAAUGAUCUUUAUUUAUAUGGUUGAAAAGUUUGGAAGAAUAGAAGAGUUAAUGCUAACAAGCCAGCCUGGGCCUCAGCUUGUGUGAAUAUGGUUCUUCGAUAGCCAUUCCAAAGCUCUAUGUAUGGAGUUCGUUAUUUUGUGUGUAGUUCAGAGGCAUUUGUACAUUCUACUAAUUUAUUUCCCUUUAAUCUUUGGUAGCUGUACUUUAUAGCGAGUUAUUCAUGUAUAGGAUUGUCGAACUAUGGCUUCUUUUUUUUUUUUUGUUCCCAGGUUUUGAUAUCCUUGCCACUGGUAGCAAAAAGUAUAGACACAGAUAUUGUUGUUGCUGAUUGCUCAUGUAACUUAUACUGCAAAAUAGUGUUCCUUUAGCAGCUCUAAUGGUUUUCA
Messenger RNA from Theobroma umbraticum, 3352 nucleotides. Its product is annotated as PAP/OAS1 substrate-binding domain superfamily. Lineage: Eukaryota; Viridiplantae; Streptophyta; Magnoliopsida; Malvales; Malvaceae. The record is from RefSeq and is a predicted model, not a curated record.